UUAUAUGUUUUAGUAGACACUUCCUNUAUUAGUNANAAAUAUAGAANGUAUAUUCCGUUAUUGCUGGAAGUCAUCAAAGAAUCUAUGAAGGAAAGAACUGAUGUUGUAAACUAUAAUGUUGAUACUGGUAGUAAUAAUCCUCACAGUAUAACUCUAAUGUUUCAAGUUGAAUUACAAAACUAUGAAAAAAGUAUACAAUUGUAUAAAGAGCUUUUAUAUGAUAUUGAACUAACAGCCGACAAAUUGACACUCUUAAUAACGGAAGUAACAAACAAUCUUAAGCAAAAAACAGAAAAAGAUAUUACUCUUCUUACAGCUAUAAUGUUAAUGGUGUUGUAUAAANCAGACAAUUAUCCGUAUCCAUCCAACAUAUANGAGCUGUAUANUGUGUUGAAUNGUAUCAGAGACCGUCUAAAUACUGCAGAACAAGAGAAAGUGUUAAAGGAAAUCGAAUGUGUUCGAAAAACGAUGUUUUCACCACAGAAUAUGUUUGUGUACAUGGCCGUCAAUGUCGAUAAAUUAANCGAACACGUUCCUGANGUCUAUGCUCCGUGGAAUAAAUUUUNUCCAAAGUUUAUGACAUCAAAAAAAACAAGGCCUAAUGUCACCGUUAAUUGGAAAUUACUUAAACCGUUUAGUGAAGGAACUUUUAACGCUGUUGUUUAUUUAAUAGAAAAUGUAUAUUCGUCCUUCUUACAAGUUUGUCCUUGUAUCAAUGAUUCUGACGAUCUUAAUUUGCCAGCUUUAAUUGUCUGUUUGCACUAUUUCACACAAAUGGAAGGACCUUUAUGGAAAGUAAUGAAAGCAAAAGAAUGUUCUUGUGACUUUAAUAUUUUUGCGAAUCCGAGCACAGGACUCUUAUAUCUNCAGUUUNUUAAAUGUACAGACAUAGNAGCUGCGUACACGACGACGAAAGUGAUAGUGGAGACGCAUAUUACGGAAGCCAAAUGGGACCAACAUCUUUACGACUCAGCUAAAUCGUUAGCUAUCUUAAAAUAUGUAAACGAAGUGAAAUCCAUAUACAACGCAAUAGACGUAUCUUUUGAAUACUACUGCAAAAACAUGCCGCCUGAUUAUAAUUUUGUUAUGGUGCAACGUAUUUCUGCCGUUACUAUGGACGAUAUGAGCCGCGUGGCAGCUUCGUAUGUUAAAUCGUUGUUUGAUCCGAAANGCGUCAAAACUGCCAUCGUCUGUAAUAAGUUCAAAUUCGNCGAGAUACUAANAGCUUUUGAUGGGUAA
Messenger RNA from Pseudomyrmex gracilis, 1239 nucleotides. RefSeq lists its product as uncharacterized. The annotation marks the transcript as partial. NCBI's taxonomy places the organism in Eukaryota, Metazoa, Arthropoda, Insecta, Hymenoptera, Formicidae. The record is from RefSeq and is a predicted model, not a curated record. Gene Ontology annotation, molecular function: metal ion binding. The transcript is spliced from 6 exons.